CCUCACUCAAUGGCGCUCGUCAUCGUCUCGGGCCUACCGUGUGCUGGCCGCUCCCGCCGCGCACAGGAGCUGCGGCUGGCCUUCGAGAGUCGCAUCUCGUCCUCGUCCUCCUUCUCUGCUUCCUCCUCAAGCAGCGCCAGUGCUCUGCGGCGCGUCGUCGUGCUGACCGACGACGACAUCUCCAACACGCGCACCGUGUUCGACACGCAAGCCGCCGAGAAGCCGGCGCGCGCCGCCUACCUCUCGCUCGUCGUGCGGCAUCUGGCGCCCGACGCCCUCGUGCUGGCAGACGGCGGCGCAGGGACGAACAUCAAGGGCUUCCGCUACCAGCUCUGGUGUGCGGCGCGUGAGGCGGGCGUGCGAUGCAUCAGCGUGCUCGUGGCGACGCCGCCGGGGGAGUGUACGAGCAGGAACGAGAGGCGAAGACAGCGCGGCGAGGAGGCGUAUGCGGCAGAGACACUAAGGGAGCUGUUACUGCGCUUUGAAGAGCCAAGCUCGACGGUGCGGUGGGACUCGCCGCUGUUUGUGCUGCCCUCGGGCGGCGACGAGGAGGCUGCGUCGAGCAGCAACGCCAAUGCGCUAGGCGCAGACGCGGGGAAGGAUGCAGACAGUGCAAGCUCGAUACCGGAGAGAUCAGCUGCUGGCGCUGGGCUGCAGGCAUGGGAGCCUGCGCCGCUCGACGACAUCUGGGAGGCAGUGUCGAGCGGCAAGAGCGCAAAGGCGCCGUCGGUCGUUGCGCCACUGCGCUCCACGACGACCAACUACCUCUCCCUGCUCGAGUCUAGCACACAAGGCGUGCUCUCCUCGUUCUCCUCUGCGCUCUCCUCCUCUGCAGUCCCGGUACUGGGCGGCGUCGUGACGCUCUCGCUCUCCGGCGAUGCGCUGCCCCUCACUCUGCCGCCAGGCCGCGCUCCACCCACGCUGGCGGCACUGCAGCGGCUACGCCGCUCCUUUGUGCGUCUGCACUCGACGGGCGCCAGUGCGAUCAGCGCGAUUGGAGCGAUGGUGGAGCAGGAAGCCAACGCACGCGGCGGCGGCGGAGAGGCGGCGGUAGCGAGACGCUUUGUGCAAUACAUCGAGGAGACACUUCCGCGGUAGAUCAGCCUUGCUUGCAUCUGGCGAAGGACGGUGUCGAUCACUGGGGCCGCUAGCAGCCAUCACGCCGGACGCAGUCCGCGGUGAGGCGCGUCCGCCUGGCCUCUGCCUCAGGCUCAGGCUCAGACUCGACUCUGACUUCUGCUUAGGGACUGCGCCCGCUCGCUCUGAAAAGCA
Messenger RNA from Tilletiopsis washingtonensis, 1272 nucleotides. Its product is annotated as chromatin associated protein KTI12. The record is from RefSeq and is a predicted model, not a curated record. The transcript has 3 exons. NCBI's taxonomy places the organism in Eukaryota, Fungi, Basidiomycota, Exobasidiomycetes, Entylomatales. Bases 10 to 1098 code for a protein of 362 amino acids.